UCCUCACUCCAUCUUUACCUCCCGUAGCUUUUCCUGCCUAUAAGAACUAGUAGCUAUGGCUCAAAAGCGCCCCAAAACAGAAGAGAAACCUCCAGCGAAACGACUGAAAACCACCGCCACAAAUGUUGAUCCGCGCGACAACCCCUACCUUGCCCAUAUGUUCGAAGACUCGGCGAACGGCAACGGCAGAGCUAAUGGAGCUUCAACGGACUCUCCUUUAGCCGAAUUCAAGAGGCACAAGACGAACUCUGCGAUGGCAAGGGCGGUGGAAAACUCCAAAGUUAAUCCUUUCACCGGCAAGCCUGCAAGCGAGAGAUACUUUUCCAUCUUGAAAACGCGUAGAGACCUGCCUGUCCAUGCGCAAAGAGAUGAAUUCUUGCAGCUCUACCAAAAAUCGCAGAUCCUGGUUUUCGUUGGUGAAACCGGUUCUGGUAAAACGACGCAAAUUCCUCAGUUUGUACUUUACGACGACCUUCCUCAACUCCGAAACAAAAUAGUGGCAUGUACCCAGCCUCGUCGAGUAGCAGCAAUGUCAGUCGCUGAGCGCGUCGCCAACGAGAUGGACGUCAAGCUUGGAGAUGAGGUCGGUUACAGUAUUCGAUUCGAAGACAUGACCAGCCCUAAAACUAUCUUGAAAUAUAUGACCGACGGCAUGUUGCUAAGAGAAGCUAUGCACGACCCUGAUCUUACUCGCUAUAGCACAAUUAUCCUCGACGAAGCCCACGAGCGCACAAUGGCGACAGAUGUCCUGAUGGGGCUGCUCAAGGAUGUUGUAAAGCGCAGAGCCGAUUUAAAACUGAUUGUUAUGUCUGCGACGCUGGAUGCGCAAAAGUUCCAACGUUACUUCAACGACGCUCCUCUCUUAGCUGUUCCUGGCCGUACUCAUCCAGUCGAAAUCUUCUAUACACCAGAACCAGAGCAAGAUUACGUGGAAGCUGCGAUUAGAACCGUCCUGCAGAUUCAUGCCACCGAGCCGGAAGGCGAUAUCCUCUUGUUUUUGACCGGCGAAGAAGAAAUUGAAGACGCCGUUCGCAAGAUCUCCCUGGAGGUAGAUGAAAUGAUCCGAGAGGCGGAUGCUGGCCCGAUGAAAGUCUAUCCCCUGUAUGGCACGCUUCCACCUGCUAUGCAACAACGCAUUUUUGAUCCAGCCCCUCCGCCUCGUAAGCCGAACGGACGUCCUGGAAGAAAAUGCAUCGUCUCCACUAAUAUCGCCGAAACGUCCCUUACCAUCGACGGUAUAGUUUAUGUGGUCGAUCCUGGGUUUUCCAAGCAGAAAAUUUACAAUCCCCGCAUCCGUGUGGAAUCACUUUUAGUCUCGCCUAUAUCCAAGGCAUCGGCACAACAGCGUGCAGGUCGUGCAGGUCGAACACGGCCCGGAAAGUGCUUCCGCUUAUACACUGAAGGUGCAUUCAAGAAGGAACUCAUUGACCAAACAUAUCCGGAAAUUCUCCGUUCCAACUUGUCCGCAACGGUACUAGAGUUGAAGAAACUCGGAAUAGAGGACCUUGUUCAUUUCGAUCUCAUGGACCCUCCUGCCCCCGAGACGCUCAUGCGCGCUUUGGAAGAGCUGAAUUAUCUCGCUUGUUUGGACGACGAGGGAGAACUCACGGAUCUGGGCCGUCUAGCCUCGGAAUUCCCCUUGGACCCUGCGCUAGCCGUGAUGCUAAUAUCUUCUGCUGAGUAUUAUUGCUCCAAUGAGAUCCUCUCGAUCACGUCGCUUCUUUCUGUCCCGCAAGUCUUUGUACGCCCUGCCUCUCAACGAAAACGCGCGGACGACAUGAAGGCAUUGUUUGCGCACCCCGAUGGCGAUCAUUUAACUCUCCUUAACGUAUACCACGCAUUCAAAAGCCCAGAGGCACAGGCAAACCCUCGACAGUGGUGUCAUGAUCAUUUCCUCUCGUUUCGCGCUCUGCAGUCUGCAGACAACGUACGCCAGCAACUACAACGCAUAAUGGAGCGAAAUGAACUCGAGCUUGUGUCUACGCCAUUUGAGGACAAAAAAUACUAUGAAAACAUUCGUCGAGCUCUAGUCACUGGAUUUUUCAUGCAAGUUGCCAAGAAAGAAAGUCAAGGCAAGAGCUUGUAUAGAACCGUGAAGGAUAAUAACGACUCUGUACUGUUGCAUCCAAGUACAGUGCUUGGCCACGAAGCGGAGUGGGUUUUGUAUAACGAAUUCGUUUUGACCUCGAAGAACUUCAUCCGAACGGUGACCGCUAUCAAGGGUGAAUGGCUACUCGACAUGGCGCCAUCAUAUUAUGAUAUUUCGACUUUCCCCAAAGGCGAAAUUAGGUCUGCCCUACUUCGUGCUGCAGAGCGGCUCUCACGAAAGGAGAGAAUGCGUUCAGAAUCGAGGAAGCAACGAUAAACUGUGUUUUUUUUUUCUUUCUUUUCUUUUUCUUUCUUUUCUUUUUCUUUUCUUUUCUUUU
Messenger RNA from Coccidioides immitis RS, 2426 nucleotides. RefSeq names its product pre-mRNA-splicing factor ATP-dependent RNA helicase PRP43. NCBI's taxonomy places the organism in Eukaryota, Fungi, Ascomycota, Eurotiomycetes, Onygenales, Onygenaceae. The coding region runs from base 56 to 2365 and encodes 769 amino acids. The record is from RefSeq and is a predicted model, not a curated record. Gene Ontology annotation, cellular component: intracellular anatomical structure; spliceosomal complex. Gene Ontology annotation, molecular function: ATP binding; RNA binding; RNA helicase activity. The transcript has 3 exons.